Messenger RNA from Olea europaea var. sylvestris, 1214 nucleotides. RefSeq names its product E3 SUMO-protein ligase MMS21. Bases 101 to 859 code for a protein of 252 amino acids. The record is from RefSeq and is a predicted model, not a curated record. Gene Ontology annotation, biological process: protein sumoylation; double-strand break repair via homologous recombination. Gene Ontology annotation, cellular component: Smc5-Smc6 complex; nucleus. NCBI's taxonomy places the organism in Eukaryota, Viridiplantae, Streptophyta, Magnoliopsida, Lamiales, Oleaceae. Gene Ontology annotation, molecular function: SUMO ligase activity; zinc ion binding. The transcript is spliced from 7 exons.
AAUUACUUUACUUUAUUGACAAGCACACACGCUCGCUUUCCCUCCAAAUACUGAAGCAAGUAGAAAUCCAAUUCUCAAAACGCCAGAUAAACUAUUUUCAAUGGCAUACACAUCUGCUCCUGGCAACAAUGCUGCAUAUGGAAGAAUCAAAUCGGCGGCUUCAACGCUUUUCUCCGACAAUCAGUCCCUCAUAUCGGAAAUUAGGAAAUCGAUGAUUAUGAUGAAGGAAAUCGCAGUGGAUAUGGAGAGAGACAACGAAUCCGAAAUGGUGAAGGAGCUAGAAGCUGGUGUUAUUCAGUUGUUGGAAGCCUCAGACCAAUGUACUCAUCUUUCCACGGCAAUACAAUCACUAAGUGGCGAAUACCAGCCUGGGCCAGAGCUAACCGAUUUUGGCAAGCUUUUUGAGGAUGAGAUUGGAAGACUAACGGCUGGUUCAUCAUCUCUCCCACAGAACCAUCCAUGGCUACGCCAGUUUCGUGAAGCUAUCUGGAACGUUCAUCAUCCAGGACAGCCCAUGCCAGGCGAAGAGCAGGAGGACAUAGUAAUGACCAGUACACAGUGCAAUCUUUUGAAUGUUACUUGCCCAUUGAGUGGAAAGCCUGUGAUUGAACUUGCAGAUCCGGUUAGAAGUAUGGACUGCAAGCAUAUUUAUGAGAAGAAGGUUAUCAUGCGAUACAUAAGGUCCAAGAAUUCACGCAGCCAAUGUCCUGUAGCAGGGUGUCCUAAAAUGCUGAGGCCGGAUAGAGUGGUGUGUGAUCCCCUGCUACUUAUAGAAAUCGAUGAAAUGCGCUCCAUGAACAAAGAAAGUACUAGACGUGAUGUCAUUGAAGAUUUUACCGAACUUGAUGAAGAGGACUAAGUAGUGGAAAUUAUACGGCUUUCCCAAGUUUAGACUCUGAUCGCUAGUUAUUAGCAGAAAAUGGUACAUAUGCAAACUUAUUCACCUUCUUUAGGUCCUUUCAUUAGUUGAAGGAAGUCUUUAGUUCUUUUCAUUAGUUGAAGGAGGUCAACAUGAUGUUAUACUUAUUCGCCUUCUUUAGGUCCUUUCAUAGUUGAAGGAAGUCGGGAUCCUUAAGUGAGGACUUACCGAUCAUUCCCUGGUAACUUCGACUGAUUCUGCCACAGAACUAAUCCCUUAUGUUAUAUAAGUCAUUUUACCAAUUUUUGUUCAAGCUUGGAAAUGAAAGGAAGGCCAAGGGAUUUUUUUCGUUUUA